This is a messenger RNA of Amoebophrya sp. A25, 1638 nucleotides long. Lineage: Eukaryota; Dinophyceae; Syndiniales; Amoebophryaceae. The record is from the annotation of a GenBank genome assembly.
GUCGAUGGGAACACCUUGAGAUGAAGCAGAUACUCUUAGUUCUACCGCCAGGAUCCAAGCUCUUGCUGAAAAGUAUUAGUUAAUCUAGACGUCAUGGCAACAUCGAGAUGAUCAUGCCUAGAAGGCAGGCAUAAAGUCCAUCGAGCCAAGGACAGGCUCGAGUAAAGAAGUAAGCGACAUGGAUUUGACGUUCCCGGACUUGCAGCUUGACGGAUGCCCUGCUUUGCCGUCUGUCCUUGAAGGUCUCGGUGACACUGAACUCAUCCGCCUGCUCGCUGUCGAGAUUGGGGACAACAUUGGCGAUUCUGAAAGAACGGUACUAGACCACAACUUUAUCGAACGAUGUGAGCGAACACUGCUCAACUCGUGGAGGUUAUCGAAAUUGAUCGGCACAAUUAGCGAAGCAGAAACAACGGAGGGAGAGGAGGAGCUGCCACCGGCAUUAGAAUUCUCGGAUGAGGACGACAGAGCUCGUAGAAAAGGAGGUGGCGAUUCCGCAACAAAGAGGCGAAAGACGAAGCAGCUGACUAUCUCUGAAAAUUUGUCGAGGUGCGUGAGCAUCACUAACCAGCAAGCACUAUCGGUGGAAUUACCGGGAUUUCUAGCACGAAGUGACGAAGAUGUGCUUUGCGAUUUCGAUCUAUGUGUCGUAAGGGCUUUUUCGAUUGCUUUGGGCUCGGUUCCAGUUGCUCGCCGCGAGGCAGCUGCGGCAUUCGUACGGCGUGCAUGCGCUGCGCGGCCACCGCAAGCACAACAUCAAGGGUCGGCGAAGCGCAGAAUUCAUUUUAGUACGGAUGAACAAACCCAAACGUCCGCCGACGUUAAGGUUAGCAAAUGUCAGGAUGCUGCGGCAGCGCGUUCCCUCUUGGUGUUGUGUCUAUUGCCGCACACCCUUGUGCAGGACGAGAGGCUACUGGAGUUGCGGGAACGAUUCGCCAGUGACCCCGACCUGCAACGCAUGUGUUUCAUGAAAGACCUCGACCGAUUUCCCGUAUACUCCGAACACCUCCAACAUUUGCAAUUCGAGAGCACGGUGCUACCCGGAGACGCCACCGGCGUAGAUUGUGGUGGCAGUGCGGUAACACUGGAUAUAUCGUGACUCUAUCUUCUCUAUAAUUGACUAUAGUUCAUCAGGAUCAGCUUCUAGUACCCCAAGUAACAGUCUGGUUUGCUUUUGCAAAUGCAAAGUGGUCUCUACUAUUAAAUUCCAUCGAAUCAGUCCGACUCCCAUGUUGACACAAGAUAAGAAUCUGUGAAACUAAAUUUGCUGAAUCUUGCUUACACAUAUACUGCGAUGUUGAUAAUGACGACUGCAAACUUCAACUUGAACUUGAUCAUCGACUACAGGUUGCGGCGAACGCGAAAACACCAAAUGCAUAUGUCGUUUGUGAGCAUGAGAGCACUACCAAGCUCGAUUUUUCAGGUGAUUUCAACAGUGUUGUAAAGCUGCUAGUGCCGUUGCUGCCAGAAGUGCGGUUCUUGCAGGAACGAGUAGGCGUGGCAGAUUUGGCGGGACAGAAUUACUGUACAGGUUACGUGGAGCAACUUCUCGAUUUCCUACUGGAACAAGGCAUGGAAUACGUGGCGGUCCGCGUAACACAUCUUCUUUUCAAGGUAGAGCGCAGCUCUGAGACCUGA